Molecule: messenger RNA, 1665 nt
Organism: Erigeron canadensis
Lineage: Eukaryota; Viridiplantae; Streptophyta; Magnoliopsida; Asterales; Asteraceae
Product: carotenoid cleavage dioxygenase 8 homolog B, chloroplastic-like
Exons: 6
Coding region: 1-1665 (554 amino acids)
Biological process (GO): carotene catabolic process
Cellular component (GO): chloroplast
Molecular function (GO): carotenoid dioxygenase activity
Source: RefSeq, a predicted model, not a curated record
AUGGCUUCUUUGAUUACGAUACCCGCAGCCAAAACCUAUGGGUUUCCCUCUAGCAUGGCAGUCUCAUCCGCUGAUGCUGGAGUUUUGUCAAACUUUGUGAAACCUAUGGUAUCUGCCAAGAAAAUUAAAACCAUGAUUGUGAAUGUAGCCACCGAUUUGCCGGGGAUUGAUCGAUCUCCGAUUCAAAAAGAAGUGGUGAAUGACCGAAAGCUAGUAGCUUGGACUAGUAUUCGUCAAGAACGGUGGGAGGGCGAGCUUGUUGUUGAAGGAGACAUACCUAAAUGGCUGAGUGGUACGUACUUAAGAAACGGACCAGGGUUAUGGCAUCUCGGCGACUAUGAUUUCCGCCAUCUCUUCGACGGCUAUGCCACUCUUGUUGGCCUGCAUUUUGACAACGGCCACCUCAAAAUGGGUCACCGGCAAAUUGAAUCUGAAGCCUAUAAAGCAGCAAAAAAUAGCAACAAACUCUGUUACCGUGAAUUCUCUGAAGUCCCUAAGCACGAUAGUUUCCUAUCUUAUAUUGGUGACUUAGCCAACCUGUUUUCGGGUGCCUCCUUGACCGAUAAUGCUAACACGGGUGUGGUUAAGUUAGCCGACGGUCGGGUGGUUUGUUUGACCGAAACCAUCAAAGGGUCAAUCGUGGUGGAUCCAGAUACUCUGGAUACAUUAGAGAAAUUCGAGUACAGUGACUCAUGGGGUGGGUUGAUUCACUCGGCCCAUCCCAUAGUCACUGAUACUGAAUUUAUAACAUUAUUGCCAGAUUUAAUCAACCCUGGUUAUACGGUGGUCAGGAUGGAUCCGGGUACGAAUGAAAGGAAGAUGAUUGGGCGGGUUGAUUGUCGUGGUGGGCCAUCCCCGGGGUGGGUGCACUCCUUUCCGGUGACGGAACAUUACGUGAUUGUGCCAGAGAUGCCAUUGAGGUAUUGUGCCCAAAAUUUGCUGAAGGCUGAACCUACACCACUUUAUAAGUUUAGGUGGUAUCCUGAAUCUAAGGGUUAUAUGCAUGUUAUGUGCAAAGCUAGUGGCAAAAUUGUUGCAAGUGUGGAAGUUCCUCUGUUUGUGACAUUUCACUUCAUCAAUGCGUACGAAGAAACAGACGAAGAAGGGAGGAUUACCGGAGUCAUUGCAGACUGUUGUGAGCAUUCUGCUGACACCACCAUCCUUGACAACCUCCGUCUUGAGAACCUGCGUUCGUGGACUGGAGAAGACGUUCUCCCUGAUGCUAGGGUCGGCCGAUUUAGGAUACCAAUGGAUGGAAGUGAUAAAGGGGAGUUAUUUGCAGCACUAAAUCCAGAUGAACAUGGACGAGGGAUGGAUAUGUGCAGCAUUAACCCUGCAUUUUUAGGGAAACCAUAUCGAUAUGCUUAUGCUUGUGGCGCUCAACGCCCCUGUAACUUCCCCAACACUCUCACUAAGAUAGAUUUGGUAGACGGGAAGGCGAAAAACUGGUAUGAUGAGGGUGCAGUCCCAUCUGAGCCAUUUUUCGUGGCUAGACCAGGUGCAACAGAGGAAGACGACGGAGUGGUGAUAUCUGUGAUAAGUGAUAAAAAUGGGGAAGGAUACGCGUUGAUCUUAGACGGGUCAACGUUUGAAGAAAUCGCAAGAGCCAAAUUUCCGUACGGACUACCAUAUGGACUUCAUGGAUGUUGGGUUCCAAAGAACUAA